UUUCUGUUAUCUUUUCUUUUUUUCUGCAGCAGCAGGAAAUGGAUGAGGAGACAGGAGAACUGGGCUUUGGAGAGAUUAGGGAGGAUGGGUUAGUAGAGGAAAGUUUGACACAUCAAGAGGCACUGUCCUGCAAUGAUGUAGUUUAUUCUGGCUCAGAAAAUAAUCAGCAUGAAUGGAUUAUUGAACCACAAAGUAGCCUUAAUGACAGUGAGUCUGAAGACAUCCUCCAUGCUAUUAAUCCGAAUGAAAUGUAUUCAUCUGGAGCAACAUGCAGGUCCAUUUCUGAGAGUGACAGUGGGCUAUCAGAGGACCAUUACUUUGAAGCCCCUCAAGGACCCUCUGAACCUGCCCAGAGCCUGUCUGUCCCCACUGUUUAUCAGGUGGUCUAUGACAUCAGCACACCAAACAGUAUUAAGACUGAGCCAGAACAACAGAACGUGGAUGUCAUUUCCAUAGAGCUUGAUGAGUGGAGUUCCCAGAUGUUGAUUUCUGAGUCCUACAUUAUAAAUGAGCUGCCUUUGGUCUCAGCUGUAAAAGUAGAAAAUCCCCAGACUGUGACUUCAGUUCCAAAUGAAGCCCAUUGUCCUGAGAGCUUACCGGUGUACCCAGAGCUUCUGCUGACUGAGGAAGAACAGAAACUUUUAAACCAAGAAGGAAUCUCACUACCUAACAAUCUUCCGCUCACAAAGGCAGAGGAGAGAAUACUGAAGAAAGUGCGACGUAAGAUCCGCAAUAAACAGUCAGCCCAAGACAGUCGACGCCGGAAGAAAGAGUACGUUGAUGGUUUGGAGAGCAGGGUGGCAACCUGCUCAACACAAAACAAGGAGCUACAGAGGACAGUGGAGCAGCUAGAGAAACACAACAUAUCUCUUAUGGCACAGCUACAUAAAUUACAAGCUUUGAUCAAACAGACAGCCACUAAAUCUGCACAGACAAGCACUUGUAUUCUGAUCAUCAUCUUCUCCUUGGCUCUAAUCAUAUUCCCAAGUUAUGGCCCCUUCAGUUGGAACUCUGCAUCCCUAGAGGAGGGCUAUGCACCGAAAGGUGUUAUCUCAAGAAACAUACUUAACGAUCCAGCUUCAUCCAUGGAAACCUCUGAAGAUAUUGAUAAUGAAAAGGUACUCCCAGACCCCCUGGGCUUGCCUCCGGAUGUCAGUCAGUCAGAUCCACCAGGUGAGAUUUCAGAAAAACUUCAGCAAUCAUCACAAAACCAGGAAAAUGAUAUGAACGAGGCCUUGGCAACAGAAUACAGUAACCACAGAAACAAAUCGACCCUUGCUGAUGGACAGUCUGACGCUCUAACCUUUGGCUUAAUGUCAGCUGCAGGGCAAGGAAGUGCAAGCAUUGACACUGUUAAACCAGCUCAUGCAGACGAGAUGUAGUCGGUUAAUUAACUGAUUACUGUUCUUUAAUUUAAAGAGCUCUUUUGGGGGUUUUGAGGUUACUUCAGACCUCACCUAGCCUGUUUCUUGUUCAGGUGAGAGUUGGUGUGGAUGGGUCCUUGAUAUUUAUUGCACUUCUCUACAAGAGAAUAAAAAUUAACUCUACCAAAGUUUAAGUUUACAUAAAACAGAAACCAUAUCUAUGCUUUUUAGCAAAGAAGUAAAUAAAUAACCCAUGAGAAAAUGUAUGAGGAACAAAAAUUUCAAAGAUGGUAAUGGUAAUUUGUUUCGUGACUAUGGUUUCUGUGGAAAAUGUCUUAAUAUCCCUGUCAACAUCAGCACCAAAAUAUUAAUUCUAUUUACUUUGAGCGGUAUACAAGUGUUAUGUUUCUUUUUCAAUGUGUUCUAACGUGUUUUUAGCACAUUUUGUAAUCCUUGUUUUUAAUGAAGACGUUUAAGGCAGAUGAAGUGUAUUACAUCUUGAUUGUAUUUCCUGAUGAGGUAGAUCUAUGGUCUUGUUUGUAAUAUGUAUCCUGAUGGUUUUGAU
This is a messenger RNA of Chanos chanos (milkfish), 1929 nucleotides long. RefSeq names its product cAMP responsive element binding protein 3-like 4 (gene creb3l4). Gene Ontology annotation, biological process: regulation of transcription by RNA polymerase II. The record is from RefSeq and is a predicted model, not a curated record. Gene Ontology annotation, molecular function: RNA polymerase II cis-regulatory region sequence-specific DNA binding; DNA-binding transcription factor activity, RNA polymerase II-specific. The coding region runs from base 39 to 1382 and encodes 447 amino acids. The transcript is spliced from 9 exons. Gene Ontology annotation, cellular component: nucleus. NCBI's taxonomy places the organism in Eukaryota, Metazoa, Chordata, Actinopteri, Gonorynchiformes, Chanidae.